Leptosomus discolor (cuckoo roller) is the source of this 546-nucleotide messenger RNA. Lineage: Eukaryota; Metazoa; Chordata; Aves; Leptosomiformes; Leptosomidae. The record is from RefSeq and is a predicted model, not a curated record.
AUGGAAGGCGGCAACAGCCCAAACCUGCAACUUCAGCAACUCCCGUUGGCCACAGCAGCUGUUUCUGUGCAGCCACACACUGACUCCUUUUCUUACAAGGAGAACUUGAUUGGGGCAUUACUAGCUAUUUUUGGGCAUCUUGUUACCAGUAUUGCACUCAACCUCCAGAAAUACAGCCACAUCCGACUGGCAGGUUCCAAAGACCCCCGAGCCUACUUCAAAACCAAGACGUGGUGGUGUGGACUGUUUCUGCUGGUGCUGGGAGAACUGGGAGUGUUUUCCUCUUACGCCUUUGCUCCUCUUUCACUGAUCGUGCCACUCAGUGCGGUGUCUGUUAUAGCUAGUGCAAUCAUAGGAAUUAUAUUUAUUAAAGAAAAAUGGAAGCCCAAGGAUUUUUUGAGGCGCUACGUUUUGUCCUUUGUAGGCUGUGGUUUGGCAAUUGUUGGAACUUACCUGCUGAUAACAUUUGGACCUAAUAGUCAUGAGAAGAUGACAGGAGAAAAUAUCACUAGGCAUUUAGUGAGCUGGCCAUUUCUGUUGUAUAUG